Jatropha curcas is the source of this 2292-nucleotide messenger RNA. The record is from RefSeq and is a predicted model, not a curated record. Lineage: Eukaryota; Viridiplantae; Streptophyta; Magnoliopsida; Malpighiales; Euphorbiaceae.
CAACCACAUUACUAUUUUAGCAUGAACAAAUACUCUCCAUGUAAAAGAGCAAUCUGAAAAAAACAAACAAGAAAAAAAAAAUCAACCACUACCAUGAAAAUGCUUUUGGCAAGCUACUUCUUCUUCUUGCUCUUUUUACGACAACCUUCUUCGUCAUCCCUAGGCACCAUUAAUCCCGGUCAAUCCAUCAAAGACGGUAAGACUCUAGUUUCAGCUGGUGGAAAGUUUGAGCUGGGAUUUUUCGAACCAGAAAAUUCAAAAAAGCGUUAUUUAGGAAUAUGGUACAAAGAUCCAUCAGCUUAUGCAGUAAUUUGGGUAGCAAACAGAGAAACCCCACUUAUUGAUCGCUCAGGAGUUUUGCUUAUCUCUAACCAAAGCCUUCUAAUCAUCUUAAAUAGCAAAAAUAUAGCAAGAAAUCAACACAGUUUGGUCGAUCUAACAGAACAAGCAAAUGUCCCAAGAAUCCAAGGUUUUGAUUCUCCAUGUGGAAUUACUAAUUUGCUGUGGCAGAGUUUUGAUUCUCCAUGUGAUACAUUACUUCCUGGAAUGAAAAUAGGAAGGAAUUUUUUAACUGGUCAAGAGACGUUCCUAACAUCUUGGAAGAGUGAAGAUAAUCCUGGCCACGGCCAAUUUUCAUUCUGGAUAGAUCCGGCUGGAUUUCCUCAGCUUGUUGUGAGAAAUGGAACUUCUAAGCAUUACAGACUUGGUUCGUGGAAUGGCGUUCGAUUUACAGGAACUCCCCUGUUGCCAUCAUAUGUUGAUUUCCUCACAUAUGAAUUUGAAUUGAAUAAAAAUGGAGUCUAUUAUAGUUAUAAGGUUGAAGGUACUCUAUUGUCCAGGUUAUUAAUGAAUCGAUCGGGCUUCUUGGAGAAAUUUGUGAGAAUAAAUCAUCCUUGGAUACAUAUAUGUUUUGAACCAUUACAUGAAUGUGAUACAUACUCAGUUUGUGGUGCUAAUAUGAAAUGUAAUAUUAUUGAUAAUUCUCAUACAUGUGAUUGCUUAGAGGGCUUUAUAUUGGAAUCUUCCAAAAAUAGGAGCAAUCACUGUGUUCGAAAAACUCCAUUGGAUUGCAAAAAGGGUUCCGUUUUUCAUAAGUAUAUAGGUUUGAAGUUACCAGAUACAUCAGAUUCUUGGUAUGAUAUGAAUAUGACACUUGCAGAAUGUAAAGAAGAGUGUUCAAAAAACUGUUCUUGCACUGCAUAUGCAAAUUCAAACAUCAUUGGAGAAGGCAGUGGCUGCGUGCUAUGGUUUGGCGAACUGAUUGAUAUGAGAUAUUACACUGAAGGUGGUCAAGAUAUCUAUAUAAGAAUGUCCUCUUCAAAACCAGCAGAUCAGUACAAAAAGGAGCUGAUUGGUAUCAUUGUCAGCUCUGCUAUACUUAUAGGAAUGCUUGUGGUGGGGAUUAUAGGUUGCAUAAGGAAAAAGAAACAGAGAAAGCGAGAAAAAGUAAAAGGCAGUUAUAUAGAAUGUUAUGAAGAUGGAGAGGUAAAGGAAGACAUGGAAUUGCCAAUAUUUGAUUUGCCUACAAUAGCUAAAGCCACAGAUAAUUUUUCCAGUAUCAACAAACUGGGGCAAGGUGGUUUUGGACCUGUCUACAAGGGUACAUUGACUAAUGGGCAAGAAAUAGCAGUCAAAAGGCUUUCAAAGAGUUCUGGACAAGGGUUAACAGAGUUCAAAAAUGAAGUUAUUUUGAUUGCAAAACUUCAGCACAGAAAUCUUGUUAAACUUCUUGGCUGCUGCAUUGAGAAAGAUGAAAAAAUGUUGAUAUAUGAAUUCAUGCCGAACAAGAGCUUAGAUUUUUUCAUUUUCGAUCAAAUGAGAAGCAAUUUUCUAGAUUGGAAAAAGCGCUUUCACAUUAUUGAGGGAGUUGCCAGAGGGCUUGUUUAUCUUCAUCAAGACUCUAGACUAAGGAUUAUACACAGAGAUCUCAAAGCAAGCAAUGUGUUAUUGGAUAAGGACAUGAAUCCCAAGAUUUCUGACUUUGGUUUGGCUAGAAUAUUUGGUGGGGACCAAACAGAGGCUAAUACAAAUAGAGUGGCAGGAACAUAUGGUUAUAUGUCGCCGGAGUACGCAGUGGACGGGCUUUUCUCGAUGAAAUCAGACGUCUUCAGCUUUGGCGUAUUAAUACUGGAGAUAGUAAGUGGAAAGAAAAAUAGAGGGUUUUUCCACCAAGAACACAACCACAAUCUUCUUGGACAUGCAUGGAAACUGUGGAUAGAAGAGAGGUCAAUGGAAUUAGUUGAUAGAAAGCUAAGAAAGCUAGAAUCUUUAUCCAUGUCUGAGAAGUGUUAA